This is a messenger RNA of Oncorhynchus kisutch (coho salmon), 6000 nucleotides long. Its product is annotated as semaphorin-4G. Gene Ontology annotation, cellular component: plasma membrane. Gene Ontology annotation, molecular function: chemorepellent activity; semaphorin receptor binding. Gene Ontology annotation, biological process: semaphorin-plexin signaling pathway; axon guidance; positive regulation of cell migration. The transcript has 16 exons. NCBI's taxonomy places the organism in Eukaryota, Metazoa, Chordata, Actinopteri, Salmoniformes, Salmonidae. The record is from RefSeq and is a predicted model, not a curated record. Bases 483 to 3224 code for a protein of 913 amino acids.
AAGUUCUUUCUCUCCACACAACGGACAACAGUCUCUCUCUCAUUCGUCUGCAGCCUGUAGUAACCCUCCUAGCUAGAUGUCGUUCUUUCCAUCUCUUCAACCCGAAAGAUGGAACCUGCAGCAAGUAGAUGAACCAGCCGGUUCAGCCUUCAGACCAGAGGGAGAGAGAAUCCAGUGCUUGUUGGCAUCGGUGUGCUGUAUAUGUGUAUAUGUGUGUGUGUCUGCCGAGAGAAGAGAGGACAGCCAUUCCAGUGUGUGUGUGUGUCGAAGUGACAGUGUUUCUUUGCUUGAGCGGGAGAGUGAGUGUGCGAGUUUCUUGCUCUGAAUAGUAGGAGAACGGCAGCUCACUAGUGUGUGUUCAUGUGAAUGGAUGCAUGAGCGUGCGAAGGAGAGUGUGUUUUUCCACAGUGUGUGUGUGUGUGUCCUCCUCUCUGAGGAGUAGUCGGAGGGCAACUCUCUCCCCCUGGCGGGUGUGUGUGUAGAUGGCAGUGUGUGUGUGUUCUGCCCUGUCCUCCCUUCUCCUGCUCCUGAGCUGUGGUGUAGCGGGAGGAUACCCCUUCAGAGCCCCCAUAGACCUGGAUGUCACCCCCAGGAUCACUGUGACUACCAGCGGUCUGUUGGGCUGCAGGCGUUUCCAGUCCUCAGUAGUGAACUACAGUACUCUGCUACUAGAGGAGGACAUGGGUCUUCUCUACGUGGGGGCCCGAGGGGCCGUGUUCGCUCUCAACGCCACAGACAUCUCAGACAGCACAGCUCGCACUAUUGAAUGGGAAGCCUCGGAGGAGCAGAAGCAGCAGUGUCUGAGUAAAGGGAAAGACGAUAAGACAGAGUGUUAUAACCACAUCAGGUUUCUCCAGAGAUUUAAUUCCACUCAUCUCUACAUGUGUGGGACUCACGCCUUCGAACCUCUUUGUGCGUACAUAGAUGAGGAGAGUUUUAAAGUGUCGUCUGAGUUUGAGGAGGGUAGAGAGAAGUGUCCGUAUGGACCUGCAACAGGCUACACUGGCCUCAUCGUGGACCAGCAGAUGUACACGGCAUCUCAGUAUGAGUUCCAGUGCUCUCCGGACAUCCGACGUAACGACCCCUAUCCCAUGGUGAGGACAGAGGAGGCACCCACUCGCUGGUUUCAUGAGGCUGACUUUGUGGGCAGUGCCCUGGUGAGGGAGAGUGAGGGCAGUACUACCGGAGAUGACGAUAAAAUCUACUACUUCUUUACCGAGAAGAGCCAGGAGCAGACACCAUACUACAGCCACAUUAGAGUGGCACGGGUUGGACGAGUCUGUAAGGGAGAUAGAGGAGGUCUGUUGACCCUCCAGAAGAGGUGGACAUCAUUCCUAAAGGCCACACUGGUGUGUUCGCUGCCGGAAUACAACUUACACUUCAACGUGUUGAGGAGUAUUUACACGCUGCCGGGACACACACCUCACGACACACUCUUCUACGGUGUCUUCAGUCCAGAGUGCUGUAAAAUGGGAAUUUCUACUUUAGUGCCUUAUUUCAAACAGGAUGAAUCCUUCUCACCCCCUCUUCCCUCAUACCUCCAGUGUAUUACAGACCAGUUGAGAUCCAGAGGUAUAAACUCCUCCACCUCCCUGCCAGACGACAUGUUGAACUUUGUGAGGAGACACCCUCUGAUGUCCCAGCAGGUCAUGUCUACAGAGCAGCGCCCCCUGUUGUUCAGGAGGACAACAGACUACACCCAGCUGGUGGCUCACAGGGUGGAGGGGCUGGACGGGCAGAACUACCAUUUACUCUUCAUGGGCACAGACGAUGGCUGGCUGCACAGAGCUGUAGAGGUCAAGGGUCAUCUACACAUUAUAGAGGAGCUACAGCUGUUUGACCAACCACAGCGUGUGGAUAGCCUGGUUAUUUCACAUACACAGAUGAGUGUGUAUGUAGGUUCUCCCUCUGGUGUAGUCCAGCUACCCCUCUCCACCUGCAAUAGGUACAAUUCCUGUUAUGACUGUAUCUUCUCCCGGGACCCUUACUGUGGCUGGGAUGGACAGGACUGUUUGGAUAUCACAGCACAGACUGACAGGUCUAACCUGACCCAGGACGUCCUGUAUGGGAACAGAGGAUGUGACAACGAGCCGGUCCAGCACCGGAGCCGGUCUGUAAUGGUGGGAGAUGACGUGCUGCUCCAGUGUGAAAUUAGCUCCAAUCUGGCAACCCCAGUGUGGACUCUGGACGGGUCAGAGCUGCAGGGCUAUGGCCUGGACUCUGGCUUCAGGGUGGGCACCGACGGCCUCCUGGUCAUCGAGUCCCAACCGGAGCAGAGUGGCGAGUACACCUGCCACGCCCUCGAGAACGGUGUCCGAGUUGCUGUGGUUAAAUACUCUGUGACGGUACGUCUAGAUAUGCCACACCCCCCUCCCCCACCCAUCGACCAAUCCCAAGACUAUCCCUACUACCCUACUCCUCCACCCCUCACCCAGUUCUUCCACCCCUCGCCCCCCUCCUCUGAGAGGCCCCUGCCACCCUCUGCCCCGGCCCCUCUCCCCCCCACCUCAGAGCUGCCACCCUCUGCCCCAGCCCCUCCCCCCCCCACCUCGGAGCUGCUCUCCCCCAGGAGCAUGGAGGCUAUGUACCUGUCCUUGAUCACCAUCCUAGGAGGUCUGUGUCUGGUUCUCACCGUGGUCCUCCUCUACCUGGGCUUCUGUCUGCGGGGCAGCCACAGGGGGAAGUACUCUCUCCGCGCUGCCGCCGCCGCAGCCGCCUCUGCCAAUCACACGGACAGGAAGAGGAAACACAGGAAGCAGCAGCAGAAACGCCACAGUAGCUCCGCCCACCUGGAUCUCAAGACCAUCUCCAGACACUGUAAUGGGAACGGGAUCUGUAACGGUAACGGCGUCUCCCAACAACCGGGGAACGGUGACACGCACAAAGGGGGCUUCCUCCAGAUUGUCCCGAGAGAGGGCCAGCCGUCCCCCAACAAGGACCCCCCUCCCCCUGCCCCUCCUCUCCCCCCGCCCCCUCAGACCCCCGACACCCCCCUCAACCAAUCAGAGUGUGACUUGCAAGACUUCCCCAGCCCCAACGGCCUAUCGGCGACGUUACCCAGCGUCUUGCGAAGGAUGCACGGUAACAGCUACAUGUUGUUAAGACAGAGUGAGGCGGAGAGCAGCUCCCCUCUCUGCCGCUCCUUCACUGAGGAACUCAACACGAUUCUGGAGAAGAGGAAGCACACGCAGCUGCUGCCAAAACCGAACGAGAGCUCUCUGUAGUAGAGGGAACACCUCUCUGUGUCAGGGAGGUAGCUCCCCCUCUGGUGGGAGGACUGAACUGGACCCACUAAUAUUGUCCAUUUAGCAGACGCUUUUAUCCAAAGCAACGUACAUCAGUGAGUGGCCAUUGGUGGCCCAAAACAGAGUGCAGUAGAGAUCCUUUGUGGAUGACCCAUGCUGCUCACAGAGUAAAAUGUUUUUAAACUAGCCUGGACUGAAUUAUGAGAGAAGGAAAUGUCCUGCUUACGUUUUUUGGACGUAAUAAAGGGACACACAUCUAGUUGAAGUAUCAACUGUGUUUCAAAAUAAACUAUUUCUGCACACUAUUCAGCCCCCCUAUCGCUAUCCCCUGUUUGACACCCAAAGCCAUGGUUUACAGUGAGUACACACAUGAGAGAGACAGAGAGAACCUACCCCAGCUCAGCAGAGCUCAGCAGGCUAGACCUAACCCAGCUCAGCAGGCUAGACCUAACCCAGCUCCAGUCAAUACACCUCAGUCUGGAUCAAUAAAAGAUGAGCCCUGGAGGGGGUGAUUCAAGGGGCAGGCCUCAAAUCUCAGCCCCAGACUAAGGCUCCUCGCUGGGCAAGACACGAGGGGCGGGGACCCUGGAAGUCUCAACACAGCCCAUGAUGACAAGGAAGAAGAGGAGGAUGAAGAAGAGGCUCACGGGAAUAUGAGUUCUUGUGAAGUGUGACAAUGACUUGACUUGUGUUUUUAAAUGGAGGCAGCUGUCCAAAGGAGAGACCAGACGUGUUUUAAGAUGUUGUGCUCUACACCUUUGUAGCUGGUUUCAUAUCGGACAUUGAGGGCAAAAUGGGUUUUUAUUCUUAGAAGUUUGUAAAUGAUGUGAAUAUUGAUUACAAUGGUAACACAAAAUGUAAUAACCAAAUGUGAGUAAUAUUAUUAACACAUAUCAACUCUUAACCCCAGACAGAGUAAUCCAAUGAAAAUAACCUUUGUACAUUAUUUUUGUGUAAUAGGAAAUUGGACAGUAUUAACCGUUUUAAUGAAAUGUAAAUGCCGUUUCCUUCAGACAUUCCCUGGUUAUUAUCUACUCAACUCAAUGGACACUACAAACACAUCAGGAAUAUGAGAGAUUCAACCCCAUCUGAGUAGGAGCCAAUGGAUUACCAGAAUCCACACACUGCUGUCUCUCUCUCUCCUAUCCUACCCCAACCUAAUGGGUCUGAACUAUGGUUGGAAAAUAGGUCUGAGCUCUACCACGACAUCACAGCUCGGCCACAGAGGACCAGACAUCAUGUCCACCUGAGGCCUGAGAGAUGCUGUCUAGUUUGGGGCCUGUCUGUUUGAAACAGAUCUUGCUAACUUCAACUCCAGACAUUCUCAGAUAUGGUGUGAUGUCUGGUACCGUGACACUAAUAUCUUGCCCACCGGGAAUUGCUUCAAAAUGUCUGAAUAACUUUGAAUAGUCACUGUUUGGAAUCAAACACAGUUCCAGUACCAUUGGAAGACCAAUUAUAAUCCAGAGGGACUGAGGAAACAGUCUAAUCAUCCAUUCUACAACGAACAGCAUGCUCUAUCCCAUGUUAACCUGAGAACCGGAUAGUAAUAUAGGCCAGGGUACAGUACAGCUACUCUGUAACUGUGCGGUUCAUGACAAGAGCAAACUGGGGAAAGGGGCAUUUAAUGGUUCUGGUCUUCACAUCAAACAACUCUGCCCUCUCUGUAGUCCUCUCUGUAAAGAUGACAAACUAUGACAAAAUGGAUGCUUACUAAUCAUGAUCCCCAUCCUAACUGUUGCCAGGUUUUAAAAUGAAUACACAAUUAGUGACACUAUGUUCUUUUUAAGUUUAAAAAAAAUACAUGUAUUGUAAUUUUGUUCUAUGUUGCUAUUCUAUUGCCAGUGUUGUUGUUUUGGUGCAAUUUGUAAGAGGCAUUGAUGUGAGUGUCUAGUACAUUAGUGUUGCACUAGUAAUCUAAUAGCACGGUAGAACAACAGGGGUCUCCAACUCUAGUCCUGGAGACCUACGGGCGGUGCAGGAAUUCUUCCAACCCGGCACUACCACAGCAGAUCCAACUUAUCAUGGUCCAGAGUCAGACUGAAGACUGUGAUGAAUUGAGUGUGUUUAGUAGGUACGUUAGUGAUUGGUUGGAGCAAAACCCUGCACAUGCAGUCACUCUCCAGGGCCGGAGUUGGAGAACCUGUUGUUGAAGCAUGGUAUCUUCGCUAACAACAUGAUGAACGGAAUACACCACCACAACCAUAAUGUGACAAAUGAUAAGACUCUUCAGUCUGGCCCAUUCAUCUGGGUUGGCUUAGAUAAAGUUCCCCACAGCUCGUUAAGCAACUUCCACAGCAUUCAUCAUUCUGUCUUUUGUUCUCGCUCUCCCUAUUGCUCGCUCUGUCUCUAUCUCCAUCUCCGUCUCUAUCUCUGUCUCUAUCUCCGUCUCUAUCUCUGUCUCUAUCUCCGUCUCUAUCUCCGUCUCUAUCUCCGUCUCUCUCUCUCUCUGUAAUAUUCUGAAUAUUAAGUCCAAUGCAGACACAAGAUGUCAUCCUGCUUUACAGUAAAACAUUGAGUAGCAGUUCACAAGUGGAGGCUGCUGAGGGGAGGACAGCUCAUAAUAAUGUCCGGAACAGAGCGAAUGGAAUGGCAUCAAACACAUGGAAACCACUGAUUCCGCUCCAGCCAUUACCACAAGCCCGUCCUCUCCAAUUAAGGUGCCAGCAACCUCCUGUGCAGCUCACUGACUUCUGGUUCAUUUAAAUGUAAUUUAUCUGAGUUGAAAUUCUAAUAAACAAUGUGUUUCAAACUC